Musca domestica (house fly) is the source of this 2210-nucleotide messenger RNA. Its product is annotated as coiled-coil domain-containing protein 96-like. The record is from RefSeq and is a predicted model, not a curated record. The transcript has 3 exons. Lineage: Eukaryota; Metazoa; Arthropoda; Insecta; Diptera; Muscidae. Gene Ontology annotation, biological process: cilium assembly. The coding region runs from base 90 to 2120 and encodes 676 amino acids. Gene Ontology annotation, cellular component: ciliary basal body; axoneme.
GGAAGACUCUUGGGUCUCUUUAUUUUAAUACCUCUUUUUGAAACAGGGAAUCCAUCGAUAUCAACUUAAUCUUAUUACUCUUAGUAAAAAUGCCACCAAAAACAAAGGCAAAGUUCGGUAAGGAAAUACCAAAGAAACUUAAAAAGAAAAUGGCGCCCAAGGAAAAAGGAAAUGUAAAAGCAAAAGAAAAUAAAAACAAAAGCAAAAUAGGAAAGGAAAAGGGAACUGCAUCCGCUACCAAAACAGAUCUUGUCCCCACCACUCAAAAAUCCCAGACCACUGGCGAGGAGCUCAAUAAAAAUGCCGCUUCGGAGCGAGAAAAUAGAAAGAGAUCCAGCGAGGAGUCCUUACUCUCUGCUAAUGAAGAUAUUCCCACCAAGCAAGCUACACCUGCCAAGAAGCUACGUCUAACCGAAAUCAAUCCCUUGGAAAAGGCCAUUGCAGAAGUGGUAAUGGAAGGUGAUGGAAGUUCAGAAUCCACAUUUAUUGAGCCCAGUCCCCAGAGUUCCAUGGAAUCGUUCAUUACAAAUGCUGAAAAGUUUCUAGAACUACCCGAAAUUUCCGAUGAAGAAGAUAGUCAAGGUUCCAAAGAUGACGAAUUGGAAUAUUUAAAGCAGAAGGAAUUGGAACUUACCCCAGACUUUUUUGAAAAUUUUCAAAAUGUCCCCGAUGUGGAGGAUGUAUCUUUAGACUCUGUGGUGGAUGUGGCAAAAGUGAAACACAAAGCUAAGGAUCAAUCGGGUCGUUUAGAUUUGGGAACAUUUGUUAAUCCUUUGACGGGUGAAAUUAGUUCUUCCUCCAAGGAAUCCGUGAAAAUCACAAUAGAAGAACCCAAGGAAGUGGUGAAAACCAAGGCAGAUAUUCCCGGAGUCGAAGAAGAGGACGAUGUGGAGGACAUGGAACAGAUAUCCAUCGAUAUACCCAUUUUAUCAGAUCAAGAGGCAGAAGAUGAGGCUAAAAAAGUGGCCGAUGAGGAAGAUACCUUCAAUCAAUUUUUAGAAUUGGAAACCCAAGGACCUACGGUGACGGAGGAAGAAAUCGAUGUUGAGGCCUUGGCAAGGGCCGAAGCUGAGCGCCAACUUCGCGCUCAGACAAUCGAAUUUGUUUAUGAUCUAAUUUCUCGGGCCGUCGACAAAGCAGAAUAUGUUGACCCAAAGGUAAUUCUUCGACAAAAUCUCGACAAACGUAAACUCAUGAAAGAACUGCAAGAAAAGUUGUCGCUUUUGGAAGUGGAAAAGAGAGGACAACAAUUUCUAAAUCGUAAAUGUGUUGAAUAUUUUCGACGCAAACGUUCAUUCCGCCCGAUUUUGGAUGAUAAUCCCAAAAUGUUACAUCAGGAAAUAAGAAAAUAUCAGGCAGCUGUGAAUAAUUUGGAUAAAUGGUUAAUACGGGAGCAGGAGGCGAAGUCCUUAACGGAAAAUAAUUUACAAACUCUAAACAUGGAAUUGAAUAUUACACGGCAGAGGUCAGAGGAUGAAAUCAGCAAUUUACAGAAUACGCUUCGCAGGGCAUUGAAGAGAGAAAAUUUCGAUAAACUUCAAGUGGUUGUGGAGAAUUCGUUGGCAAAAAUGCAGACAGUGAGAGGAGAAAUUGCAAAAGUCAGAUUUCAAUUGAUCCAGAAGCAACAUGAUAUGGCAACACUGGUCGAGCAACUACGCGAUCUGGAAGAUCUUGGCAAUGGGCUGACAAUGCGUAACUUUGAGACGAUUCAAACCGAAACCCAGGCUUUGGGAAAGAAAAUAGAAGAACGCAACACGGAACUCAAUAAGUUACGUUAUCGUUGCCACGGCGAUAUUCAUCGACAGGCCCACCUAAAAGAGAAGCAGAAAAUGCUGCACGAAACUAUCAACUUUCAGCGUCAAUAUCUCGCCGAACUUCAACUUGAAAAGCAACGCCUACGGGAAAUUGUGUUUCAAUUGAAAAUUGAACGAUGUCGUUUACGAAAAGAAUCCCAAGAUAUAAGUUUUCAAUCGGGACUAUUAGAUAAACCAAUUUUGAUGAAAGAUUUCGAUGCAACCGUUGAAUAUUUGGAAGAGUUGCAAGAACGUGUAGCACAAGAGAAAAUUGCGAUCAGUGAAUUGAAUGAAAAAAUUACGAGUGUGGAAAAAUCUUGUUCGUAAAGCGGAUAUUAAGAGGGGUUAUGUCAGUUUGUUGAUUGAUUUUUAUUAAAAUAAAUACAAAAUUUAGUAUAAUUUCGUCGGAGAUCCAAA